CUCAGUCGUCGUCGACGUCGUCCGCCGUCGGGUCUGAUGGACAGCGGUGAGGAGUCGGGCGACGACCCCUUCCUCAGACCACACCGACUGACAACAUCCACAAACGUCGAAUUAGAAGGUAUGCAGCCACACACAUACCGACCGUAUCAUUCGUGACAUACCGGCGACACAAUCACUUUGGCUGUCUGUCUGUCUGUAUGUCUGUGUGUGUGUGGGUGUUUCAGUCGACGAGGAGGAGCUUUGCUUUUCCGGUCGGCAUCCAUCGGCGCAGACGUCGGACCCUGGUCGGCCAGCCACAUAAUAUACGCACACUCAAGUCAAGUGUGCUCCCUGCACUCACUGUGUGUGCGCUCGGUUGGGUUGGGUGUGUGCAGCUCUGCAGAGCUUCCACAAUACCAUGCACGACGCGACGGACGGGUCAGUCGGUGCACUCACGCCCACACGCCCCUUCUGCUGCACCAUGUGUGUGUGUGUGUGUGUGUGUGGAUGGGUGCCGCAGUUGGUGGUCGAGGGCACCCGUUCACUGUCGAUGGCGAUAUCUGAUCUGCACGAGCGCGUGCGGCGCCAGAGGAGGGCCUGCGGGGCCGUCAUCGUCAACCUUCUCCACCACAGACGUGUCGCAGCAGCUGGUGGAGCUGUGUCAAAACAGCACCGGGGAGCAGCCAGACGGGGGUCGCACCCCGAGUGAGCAUCAACUCGUACCCUCACUGCCCCCUCCUGAGCUCACCCCAGGAAGCAACAGGUACGUGACACAGGGGGGAGGAGGAGCUCACCCGAUACAUUGCUGAGGUGUGUUGUUUGCCUUGGUGCAGCCCUCUGCCACUUGAGUCGCCUGUGGCUGCGUUGGUGGACGAGUUGGACCGGUGCGGUGCGAGACUGAUCUUUCUGCGAGAAUAGCGAGGGCACGCGAGCACCUGCAAUACAUACACCACAACGUCGACGA
This is a messenger RNA of Vitrella brassicaformis, 943 nucleotides long. The record is from the annotation of a GenBank genome assembly. Lineage: Eukaryota; Vitrellaceae.